UGAAGCUGCGGUAGAGACCGAGUAAUAGCUACUUACGUGUUAGCUGGCUAGCCAACGUCAGGUACUGAAAGGUCUAACGCUGGCUUCUUGACGAAACAAAGUCAAAUGCAAAAAUUGCCAGUUGGCAAUGGGAAUGUUCAGUUGUAACACGACUCGCGGUAACAAGCGGAGAAGUUAACACCCACAGCAGUUACGUUGGCUUAACUAGCUGGCCAGUCAGGUUGCUAAACUGUCUACCCGAUACUAAAACGUUUCUCAGCGCAAUUUUGUGUUUUAAUAGAUCACAACGUGCAAAAAAAGAACUAACCGUAAAAUAACACUUCACUUAACGGUUUAGUUUCAACUUCUCUGAAGCAGUACUUCGUCAGUGACAGUGCUGUCAGAGACCUGGUGUAGACCAGUUUUCGUCGAGUACACUACAAUUAGGGAGCUAAUUUAGCUAGCUGAGUUAUAUGUUUACUAACUAGCGAGCAACAACGUAGUUUUGCGAUAUCUGUUCUGCAGGAAAGCACUUCCUAAGGAAGUUAAUAUAAGCUCCCUGGACAUGGACCAUCAUGGAGAAAUUUCCUCCUGGUUUACACACCCUGUGUACUCGCGGUACUGGCAGCACUACCAGCAGGCCCUGGCCUGGCAGCAGAGACACAAGCAGGCCUACAGAAGAGCCCUGGAAGCCUUUGCCUCCCCGCCCUUUCUUGGGCCGGGCACUGCUUCCCAUGCUCACUACCCAGACUGGCACCUGGCAGAGGGGGCCGACACAGAGGGAGAGGGGAGCGGGCUGGUGAUGACCUCUGACCCCCUGCUCAGUACAGACUGGUGUGCCCCCAAGAGUUGCACAGACCAGGUGGACACGGACUCUGACAGUGAGAUUGAGUGCGACGUGAGCAACAUGGUGAUCACGGACGAACUACGGCAGUACUUUGCUCAGACGGAGCGGCACAGGGAGGAGCUGAAAAAGCAACAGCAGAUGGAGGCAGAGCAGGAGAAUGCAUACGUGCUGGCCGAUCAGGAUCUGCACAGAGUGUCCUGGUGUAGUUCGCUGCCGCCGGCUGAAAGGCCGGGGGAGCGGCGUGGGGCAGAGAUGAAAAAGCUGUACGGGGAAAAUGCAGCAAAGAUCAUGGGCAUGGAGACUGCCAUGCAGCUGAACUUUGACAGAAACUGUGACCGCAAGCAGCCCAGGUACUGGCCUGUCAUCCCCCUGAAGCUGUAGCGCUACACAAGCAGUACACGCAAACAUGUUCAGUGGCACUUACCCCAUCUGAGUCCCAGUCACCGUGGUCCAGAGGUAAGGAUGGGCAUGAAAAAACAACUGCCAGUCCUAAGGAAAGUGUCCAUUCCCUGAGAUGCCAUGCAGAAAGAGAAGGGGUUCAAACCCAGGCUCUGCUCAUCAAUGGUCUGAUCUUGUCGUGUUUCUAUGGCUCGUUUGUACAGUGCAUUCAUUUUCAAGUCUCAUUUGUUCUCAAUGGACAUAGUCCUUAUUGAAGCAACAUUAAGUAUUUUUUAAGAUUCUUUUCAUAUGACUGUUUGCUUGGCUGGCUAAGAUCUUGAAUAUUGUGGCGAUACUCUGCACAUGUCAAAUGUGCUGAAUGGUA
Messenger RNA from Megalops cyprinoides (Indo-Pacific tarpon), 1589 nucleotides. It is a transcript of the gene gemin8, whose product is annotated as gem (nuclear organelle) associated protein 8. Bases 545 to 1207 code for a protein of 220 amino acids. NCBI's taxonomy places the organism in Eukaryota, Metazoa, Chordata, Actinopteri, Elopiformes, Megalopidae. Gene Ontology annotation, biological process: spliceosomal snRNP assembly. The record is from RefSeq and is a predicted model, not a curated record. Gene Ontology annotation, cellular component: SMN complex. The transcript is spliced from 3 exons.